GAAUUUCUGUCUUGGGCUUAUUAGCUGUCUCUUGUCUCAAUGGAUAUGUCUCACCCUUGCUUUGUCAAUGUGGUCACUGAGCCAGUUAGGGUCAUCAGCACAGGGGCCGGGCCAUCGGACGAAGAACGUUCUGCGGCUGAGGUCCAUCAGUUUUCGACCCCGGAGCAGAUUCAGUCCCACUUCAGCCGCACUGAAAUCGACGAGCAGCCCUACCACUUUAUAUCGAUCUGCCAGCGCCAGUCUUGGAAGCCGUUACAGAUCACCAAACCAAUGUUGAGCUUUCUCGUUGACAAGUUCAAUUUAAAGCCUUCUGUUUGGGAUGUGUCUUCCUGUUUUUAUGCCAAAGAUUUCGACGUUGAAUCAACCUUUUGCGUCCCUUUUACACUGUCUCAAGAUGGGCCAAUAACAGAGGUCUCGUACACAAUUCGAUAUCCUGAAUUCAAGGCUGCCCAAGGUACUUGGAUCAUCAGACAGAGUGGCGUUUACCAGAGAUUCAACAACGAAACAAACAAGAACCUUUGCAUUUUGUUCAACCCAACACCGAAUUCCAAGCUGCAUCAAAUUGUGCAGGAUUGUGUCUCAAAGGCCUCCAGAAAUGACCUCAAGGACGUCUUUUGGCUUCACAAGGAAGUUUUCAACACAUAUUUCUCUUCUUGGAGGCUAUAUAAUGCGUAUCUGGAGAAAGUCCUUGUUCCAAUUGCAAACAACGCAGUAGCUACAUGGAUUGAAGAAUUGACGGAAGCCGAGUACCGCCAUCUCACUGAGCUAGCCUAUCUGGAGAGCCGCUUACUACAGAUACCGGUCAUCCUGGCAGGUUCAAACGAAGUGCUGGAGGGCUUGUCUUCUCUCUGUCGCGACUGGUAUCCUGAUUCGACAGGACAUGCCAAAGAGUCAGCUAGAACGGCGCUGAUAGAAUUCCAGAAACACCAGCUUAACUGUCGUGCCUACAUCAGAGUGGCAGACUUUCUACAGCAACGGGCUCAGAAGAUCACGCAGCUUCUCGCCAACACUCUGUCAUUCCGGGAGCAGCUAUACGCCAAAGUUCAAAAUGACAGUAUGCUUCGGUUGAAUAAGUCUGCUGUUUUUAUUACUACCCUGACAUUGUUGUAUUUGCCUGCGUCGUUUGUAGCAACAUUCUUUGGGAUGAACUUCUUCGAUCUUGACGACAAUGGAGAUCAGAUCGUGAUGACCUCCAUGAUCUGGAUAUACUUUUUAUCUUCUGCUGCUCUUACUAUCUGCACUUUCUUGUUAUAUCAUGUUCUUCUAGACAAGACUCUUCUUGGUCGCGUAGCGCGAAACAUUCCAAUUGUCAAGACACUCAUGCACAGGAGAAGUAGAAAGGUCUCUUCUGACAUGGAGUUAGGCAGCAUUUAAUAUAGCAGC
Messenger RNA from Fusarium redolens, 1383 nucleotides. RefSeq lists its product as uncharacterized. Lineage: Eukaryota; Fungi; Ascomycota; Sordariomycetes; Hypocreales; Nectriaceae. Gene Ontology annotation, biological process: metal ion transport; transmembrane transport. Gene Ontology annotation, cellular component: membrane. The transcript is spliced from 5 exons. The coding region runs from base 40 to 1374 and encodes 444 amino acids. The record is from RefSeq and is a predicted model, not a curated record. Gene Ontology annotation, molecular function: metal ion transmembrane transporter activity.